AUGCGCUCGCGUAGGCUGCACGAUGUACUUCGGUGGAUCCGAGCACGGGCCGGCGAUGCCAACUUCAACUUCCGCGACUUCGCCGCAUGCUUUUGCCCGCAGCGCCAGCUCCUAACCACCAUGCAUCUCCUCGCCCUCCUGAGCUUCCUUUCGCUCCUCUUCGUCUUCACCCUCGCUGAUUCCCUCCCCAUCACUUCCGAUAUCUUCUACUGGCCCGUCGGCUCGACCCAACCUUCCAUCCUCGCGCGUCUCGCCUACGACCCAUCCUCACUAACGUCCAAUGUCGUCUCCUACCACCCUCCCAAGACCGAUUCCACCGAUGGUCUCGUUCGCGUUGGCCUCUACACUUCAACCCCGAUGAGUGCGAAGCAAUGGGUCGGAAGUCUUGUCUCCUUGUCCGCGUUGACCGAUGCCCAUCACCAUCAACCCAUUUUCCGUCUCCAUCUCGGCCCUUCUAAUGAGGUGUAUCACGUAUCUUUGGCAGCCUCAGAGCCUGACACUACCAGUCCCAAGGUGGAGCUAGUGUCCACUCAGCCCGGUGCGCAACCGCACCUUAAUCGACCUAUUUUUGUUGGGCCAGAUGGCGAGAAUCCGGACGUGGUGGAGGAGAAGAGCUUUUUGCAGAAGUACUGGUGGGUGCUUUUGAUUGUAGCAUUCUUGAGCAUGUCUGGAGGUGCAGAGGGCCAGUCAUAA
Penicillium argentinense is the source of this 693-nucleotide messenger RNA. RefSeq lists its product as uncharacterized. The coding region runs from base 1 to 693 and encodes 230 amino acids. Lineage: Eukaryota; Fungi; Ascomycota; Eurotiomycetes; Eurotiales; Aspergillaceae. The transcript is spliced from 2 exons. The record is from RefSeq and is a predicted model, not a curated record.